UUCGUCGUGACCUUUCACCCCAGCAUGGCUGCGCCCGUGGGACCCGUGAAGUUCUGGCGGCCCGGUACCGAAGGGCCAGGGGUCAGCAUUUCUGAAGAGAGACAAAGCCAGUCGGAAACCUCAGUGCCGACCAUUGUUUACAACCCUUAUGCUGCCCUUUCUAUAGAGCAGCAGCGGCAGAAGCUGCCGGUGUUCAAGCUUAGGAAUCACAUACUCUACUUGAUAGAAAACUAUCAGACAGUGGUGAUUGUUGGCGAAACGGGAUGUGGGAAGAGCACGCAGAUUCCUCAAUACCUCGCGGAAGCUGGCUGGACGGCCGAAGGGAGAGUUGUAGGUGUCACCCAGCCUCGCAGAGUAGCUGCUGUUUCUGUUGCAGGGAGAGUAGCCGAGGAAAGAGGGGCAGUGCUGGGCCAUGAGGUGGGCUACUGCAUCCGCUUCGAUGACUGCUCCGACCCACUGGCCACGAGAAUUAAGUUUCUGACAGAUGGAAUGCUGGUCAGGGAAAUGAUGGUUGACCCUUUGUUAACCAGAUACAGUGCCAUCAUGCUGGAUGAAGCCCACGAGAGGACCUUGUAUACAGACAUUGCCAUUGGCUUGUUAAAAAAGAUUCAGAAAAAAAGAGGGGAUCUUCGCUUGAUCGUGGCCUCAGCCACUCUGGAUGCAGAGAAAUUUCGAGAUUUCUUUAAUCAAAAUGAAACCAGUGAUCCGACCCGGGAUACAUGUGUGAUUCUGACAGUGGAAGGGCGGACCUUCCCAGUGGAUGUCUUUUAUCUGCAAAGUCCUGUUCCAGAUUAUAUCAAAUCAACUGUGGAAACAGUGGUGAAAAUUCAUCAGACCGAGGGCGAUGGAGACAUAUUAGCAUUUCUCACUGGCCAGGAGGAGGUGGAGACCGUGGUCUCCAUGCUGGUCGAGCAGGCCCGUGCCCUGGCUCGCACUGGGAUGAAGAGACACCUGCGGGUUCUGCCCAUGUACGCAGGACUGCCUGCCUUUGAACAAAUGAAAGUGUUUGAACGAGUCCCCCGCACCGUCAGGAAGGUAAUAGUGGCUACCAACGUGGCAGAAACCUCCAUCACAAUCAGCGGGAUCGUGUACGUCAUCGACUGUGGCUUCGUGAAGCUCCGCGCCUACAACCCCAGGACUGCUAUUGAGUGCUUGGUGGUGGUCCCCGUGUCCCAGGCCUCUGCCAACCAGCGAGCGGGGCGUGGCGGUCGGAACCGCUCCGGCAAGUGUUACCGACUCUAUACAGAGGAAGCCUUUGACAAGUUGCCUCAGUCCACCGUUCCCGAGAUGCAGCGCAGCAACCUGGCGCCUGUCAUCCUGCAGCUGAAGGCGCUGGGAAUUGACAACGUCCUCAGGUUCCACUUCAUGUCGCCGCCCCCAGCACAGUCGAUGGUCCAAGCCUUGGAAUUGCUCUAUGCUCUGGGAGGUCUGGACAAAGACUGCCGCCUGACCGAACCACUUGGCAUGAGGAUAGCAGAGUUUCCUUUGAACCCCAUGUUUGCAAAGAUGCUGCUUGAAUCAGGCAAUUUUGGCUGUUCCCAGGAAAUCCUCAGCAUUGCGGCCAUGAUGCAGAUCCAGAAUAUCUUCGUGGUCCCUCCGAACCAGAAGUCCCACGCGAUUCGAGUACACCGUAAAUUUGCUGUAGAGGAGGGGGACCAUCUCACGAUGCUCAACGUGUACGAAGCAUUCAUCAAACACAAUAAGAACUCUCAGUGGUGCCAGGAGCAUUUCCUGAAUUACAAAGGUCUGGUCAGAGCUGCGACGGUGAGAGAACAGUUGAAGAAGCUUCUUGUCAAGUUCCAGGUGCCCAAGAAAUCGAGUGAAGGUGAUCCGGAUCCGGUUCUGAGGUGCAUCGUUGCGGGAUUCUUUGCAAAUGCUGCGAGGCUUCAUUCUUCUGGCGCUUACAGGACCAUCCGUGACGACCAUGAACUGCACAUCCACCCUGCGUCAGUCCUCUAUGCAGAGAAGCCGCCUCGCUGGGUCAUAUACAAUGAAGUUAUCCAGACGUCCAAGUAUUACAUGAGGGAUGUGACAGCUAUUGAGUCGGUUUGGCUGUUGGAGCUGGCUCCGCACUUUUACCAACAAGGAACGCACCUAUCCCUGAAAGCCAAAAGGGCCAAAGUCCAGGACUUGUGA
Molecule: messenger RNA, 2136 nt
Organism: Elephantulus edwardii (Cape elephant shrew)
Lineage: Eukaryota; Metazoa; Chordata; Mammalia; Macroscelidea; Macroscelididae
Gene: DHX35
Product: DEAH (Asp-Glu-Ala-His) box polypeptide 35
Exons: 22
Coding region: 25-2136 (703 amino acids)
Cellular component (GO): catalytic step 2 spliceosome; intracellular anatomical structure
Molecular function (GO): RNA binding
Source: RefSeq, a predicted model, not a curated record